Messenger RNA from Euleptes europaea (tarantolino), 2610 nucleotides. RefSeq names its product vomeronasal type-2 receptor 26-like. The record is from RefSeq and is a predicted model, not a curated record. Gene Ontology annotation, cellular component: membrane. Lineage: Eukaryota; Metazoa; Chordata; Lepidosauria; Squamata; Sphaerodactylidae. The coding region runs from base 1 to 2610 and encodes 869 amino acids. Gene Ontology annotation, molecular function: G protein-coupled receptor activity. The transcript has 6 exons. Gene Ontology annotation, biological process: G protein-coupled receptor signaling pathway.
AUGAUGAGACUCAUGGUAUUGCUGCUGCUGCCUCCACUUGUGUACCAAAUCGAUGGUGCAAAAUACCCUACAUUCAAUCCUCUCCCUGUUCUUCCUCAGUGGUACCAGCCGGGGGACAUCCUCAUUGGUGGGAUUGUAUCUCAGAUGCUUUAUCACUACCAUACGCCCACUAAGGGCGAGCAUCCAGAAUGGGAAUGGCUUGAGAGUUCAGAGUCAAUUAUGAAUUUCUACCAGCACGUCCUGGCCUUGGCAUUUGCUAUAAAAGAGAUCAAUGAGAAUCCCCUCCUCUUGUCCAAUGAGACUCUAGGAUUCCACAUCUAUGAGAAUUACUGUGAUGAGAAGAUGACCUAUCAGGCGACUUUGGAGCUGCUGUUCAAAUCACACCAUUUUGUCCCCAACUACAGAUGUGGCACCCAGAAAAAUCUCAUUGCUGUCAUCGGGGCGCUUGACUCGGAGAGCUCCUUCUAUAUGGCAGACAUCUUGGAACGCUUCAAAAUUCCACAGCUCACCUAUGGUUCAUUUGCCUCAGAGGAGAGUGAGGGCAGAGAUGUUUCUUUUUACCACAUGGUCCCAAAUGAAGACCGGCAGUACAGCGGGAUUCUUCACAUACUACUCCAUUUUGGAUGGACUUGGGUGGGGCUCCUUGCUGUACACAGUAACAGUGGAGAACGUUUCUUACAGAAACUGGAGACAUUGCUUUCCCAGAAUGGAAUCUGCUUGGCUUUCACUGAACGAAUCCCCCAUCAAGUACAAACCGAUAGUCUUGAUGAUUUUAGUUACAUACUUGCAUCCAUGAAUAUACAUUUCAUAGACAGAAAAAUCAGUACAUUUAUCCUCUAUGGAGAUUCAAGGUCAUUUAUACUAUUGAAUGCUUAUCUUUUUAUGGGGCAUCUCGCAGCUGAUUAUACAUUCAGCAAAGUAUGGAUUUUAACUGUCCAGGUCAAUUUUGUCCUAACAGGCAUGGAAAGACUGUGGGAUUUCCGUUUUUUCCACGGGGCGAUCUCUUUCACAGUCCACUCAAAUGAACUUCAAGGUUUCCGUACAUUUCUUCAAGGCAUUAAACCUUACAGGGAUGAAAAAAAUAGCUUGCUCAAGUACUUCUGGGAGCAAGCAUUUGACUGCACGGUUGUGGACGGCAAGGAGUCCGCAGAAGUCGAUGAUGCCUGUACUGGGAAGCUGGAAAGCCUGGCGAGCACAGUUUUUGAAAUGGAUAUCAGUGGUCAUAGCUAUAGCAUCUACAAUGCUGUCCAUGCCGCAGCACAUGCCUUGAACACCAUGUCCUCAUCUCCAUCAUACUUUAAAGGUAGACGGCGUGGCAAAAGAAAUGGAUUUCAAGUUCUUCAUCCUUGGCAGCUCCACCCUUUUCUUCAAGGCAAUGCAUUUAACAACUCAGCAGGAGAAAAGGUAUCUUUUAACAGCGACAGGGAAGUGGAGGAAGUAUUUGAUAUCAUGAACCUGGUCACAUUCCCGAACAGGUCCUUUGUUAGAGUAAAACUUGGACGAUUGGAUCCCACAGCUCUUGAUGGGAAAGAACUGAUUGUUCAUGAGGAUUUAAUUGCAUGGCAAACCGGCUUUGACCAGGUGCCACCUCUUUCGGAGUGUAACCCACACUGCCACCCUGGUUCUCAAAUGAAGAAAAAAGAAGGGGAGAAAUUUUGCUGCUAUGGUUGUUCUCUGUGCCCUACAGGGAAGAUUUCAAGGCAGAAGGACAUGGACAAUUGCAUCAGCUGUCCAGAAGAUGAGUAUCCAAACAGGAACCACGAUCAAUGUCUUCCCAAGAAAAUGAAUUUUCUAUCUUAUGAAGAAACUUUAGGGAUCAGUUUGGCUUCCAUUGCUGUGUCUUGUUUCCUGGUCACAACUUUGAUUCUCACAACUUUCAUUAAGUACAAAGACACCCCCAUAGUCAAGGCCAACAACAGAGAUAUCACCUAUGCUCUCCUGACUUCCCUCUUGCUCUGCUUCCUCUGCUCUUUGCUUUUCCUUGGAGAACCAAACAAGGUGACCUGCUUCCUCCGGCAAUCUGCUUUCGGCGUCAUCUUCACAGUGGCGGUGUCUUGUGUGUUAGCCAAAACCAUCACUGUGGUUGUAGCCUUCAUGGCUACCAAGCCAGGGUCCAGCAUGAGGAAGUGGGUGGGGAAAAAGCUAACCAACUCCGUUGCUUUUUCCUGUUCCCUCAUUCAAGCAGUGAUUUGUCUGUUGUGGUUAGGAACCUCUCCUCCAUUUCCAGAUUUUGAGCUGCAAUCUCUCACUGAAGAGAUCAUAGUAAAAUGUAAUGAAGGGUCUCUUAUCAUGUUCUAUAUUGUCCUGGGCUACAUAGGACUUCUGUCUCUCAUAUGCUUAACUAUGGCUUUCUUUGCCAGGAAGUUACCGGACAAUUUUAACGAAGCCAAGUUCAUCACCUUCAGUAUGAUUGUGUUUUGCAGUGUUUGGUUAUCUUUUGUUCCAACCUACCUGAGCACCAAAGGGAAAUACAUGGUAGCUGUGGAGAUCUUCUCUGUCUUAGCCUCCAGUGCCGGGUUACUGGGUUGUAUCUUUUUCCCCAAGUGCUACAUUAUUUUAUUGAGACCUGAGUUAAACAACAAGGAACAGUUAAUAAGGAGAAAGAGAUAA